CUCAGCAAACCAACAGUUAUGUGGCAGGAUUUGGAUCCGUAUUUCCACAACUUUAAACUGUUCUUAACUUACUGGUUAAUGUCCUCCAACAGGGAAGAAAUGUCCGAUUCCGUUCCGGGACCAGGCAACCAGGAACAGUCUCAACAGUCCCAAGAUAACUCCUCCGAGCCUUCCACUACAACUAACCGGGAAAAAACAUUCAUCUGUCCGACAUGCCUGAAAGGAUUCCGGAGCAAGCAGCAAUUGAACCAGCAUAGCUUGGUCCACUCGGGAAUCCGAAAGUAUGAGUGCAGCUAUUGCGACAAAGCCUUCAAGCAACUGUCUCAUCUCCAGCAGCAUCAGAGGAUUCAUACAGGUUGGUUCCUAUCCCUUGUUUGGUUGUUGUAGCACUUUUUUCUAACUAUUCCGUCCCGUGUCUCGAUACGGGCAUCAUUUAGCAUACCAUAAAUAUCUGCACUUGAUAUUGAUGUUGUUGUGUUUGUGCAUGCAAGACUUUGAUUGUUUUGUAAUUUGAUAAUUUGUUGUCUCCCUUAAGCUGCUGUCAGUCUGUUGAGAAAGAAAACUUUCAUGAAUUCUUCCUAUUCUAGAGAUAAUGGAGGAUAUAUGUAUAUGUAUACAUGAUGAUGAAAGGAAUACCUGUUUAUUUAUUUGUUUGUUGAUUUUCUGUUUUUUCUAAUGUAUGUAUUAUUUUAGUGUAAGUUAUCGUUUCCCAUUACUUUGACAUUUUACUUCAACUAUUUGCAUGUCCACAAUUUAUGGAAUAUUUCUGAGGACUUCUCCCGAUUUACAGAGAUGAUUGAUUGUCUGAGUCUCCAGGUUUUAUUUUAAUAUUGAUGUUUAGUAGAAAUUAUUGCAUUUUAAGUACCUGUACAGAAAUUUAAGUUAUGAAAACAGCAGGUGCCUAUUCUUUUUUUAAAGAGAAUGACAUUUGCUAAUGCUUUCUGAAAGAAAAUCAGUAUUGAUUUUAAUAUUUUAUCAGAAAUAAAUUGUUUUGAAAAUGGCUAAUGUCAUUUCAUAACAGAUUACAAUCAAUAAAUUAAAUGAAUAUGCUCCUUGUGCGACUACUUGCAGUGUAAUUCUUGUCUUGUGCGGCAGUUUAAUUCUCUUUAUUUUUUAAUUUUAAAAGUUUGAGUUUUGAUAGAUUUUGCUUGAUAUUUAAAUAAUAAGUCAAAGUCAUCCUCACCUGUCUGAAUGUUAUUCCGAGGCUACUUACUUUCUGGAUGUUUUGCUGCCAAACUCCUCAUCCAGUUUUAACCCUCUGGAUCAUCGGCAUCAGCCCCAUCACCACCACUGUCGCCGCCACCACUACCAACAACAACAACACUACAAUUCCCAUCAUCACCACCAUCGUCACUACCACCACCCCCAACAACACCAUAAACACCACCAACAACAAUACCAUCACCCCAACAACAGCAUCACCCCAACACCAACAC
Haliotis rufescens (red abalone) is the source of this 1436-nucleotide messenger RNA. RefSeq names its product zinc finger protein 384-like. Bases 19 to 387 code for a protein of 122 amino acids. The transcript has a single exon. The record is from RefSeq and is a predicted model, not a curated record. NCBI's taxonomy places the organism in Eukaryota, Metazoa, Mollusca, Gastropoda, Lepetellida, Haliotidae. Gene Ontology annotation, cellular component: nucleus.